CAGCAUUCUCCCAGCAUCCUCAUCCAUCCACAACAUAGCACCCCCAAACGACACACGCAAUACAUCCCACAAUGUGCGAGAAGACAGAGCACCACAUCUACGAAGGUGGAGAAAUAACCUUCCUCCUCCAAGAGGAGCCCGCCGGCGUAUCGUCCACUACAUCAACCCUCGCCCCAGCCAUCAAAGCCGAACCUGAUAAUUCCGACACCCUCGCCAUGCAACUCUCCAGCGUCGCCAUCUCCGAGUGCCCACCCCGGAAGAGAACCAAGUACUCGCAUACUACCCAGGAGCAGGCCAGUGCCGACCAGCACUUAAAACCCCGUCCGCAUCCCCAUCCCCAUCCCCAGACCAAAGACCAGCACCACCAACUCAAACACAAACAACCCACCCCCACCCCGCAACCCACUAUCCACAAAAUCCACGCCUCCAAAACCCACCUAGCAAGCGCAUCCCCCUUCUUCUCCCGCAUGUUCACCCGCCCCAACUUCACCGAAGGCCAAACCCUCACUGAAACCGGCCACCUGACCCUAACCGCCGAAUGGCCCCUGGCCCCCUUCCUCCUCCUCAUGCGGAUCAUCCACCACCAAACCCACCCGUGGCCCGACAAGAUCGACUUCCAGACCCUAGUCGACCUCACCAUCAUGGCCGACUACUACGGGUGCGUGCACGUCGUCAAGUUCUACGUGGGCGGGUGGCUGGACCGGCUGGAGCGCCGGCUGCCCCGCCGCUACUCCGAGGAGGUGGUGGUGAAGUGGAUCUUCGUGGCCUGGGUGUACGGCCGCCAGAACGUGCUGCGGUGCUGCACGCGCAUGGCGAUCGAGAAUGCCACCGACGAGGUCCGGGCGGAUGUGUAUCAGUUGCGGGUUUGUGAGAUGAUUAUCAGUACAGUACCCGCCCUCCCCUUUUUUUCCAGUUUCCUUUGCGGACGUGUGAUUUAGUUUGCUGGGGAUGGUGCUGACUUUCGGGUCGGGGAACAGAGAGUAUCAACCGCUGGCGCUGUAGGGCGAUUUUCCGCGUGCGGGAGGCGGUGAAACAUAUGAGGAGGGGGUUUAUUGCGGAUGCGCGCCACGAGCGGUUUGAUAAGAAUGCGACGCGGCUGGGGGCGUUGGAGAUUAAUUGCCAUAGGGGACGGAUUCGGUUGAGGGAGGAGUUUGAGGACGGGGACGAGGACGAGAAAGAAGAGCCGUACGUUGGGGAGAGC
Messenger RNA from Aspergillus aculeatinus CBS 121060, 1201 nucleotides. RefSeq lists its product as uncharacterized. Bases 72 to 938 code for a protein of 288 amino acids. The transcript has a single exon. The record is from RefSeq and is a predicted model, not a curated record. Lineage: Eukaryota; Fungi; Ascomycota; Eurotiomycetes; Eurotiales; Aspergillaceae.